Egretta garzetta (little egret) is the source of this 597-nucleotide messenger RNA. RefSeq names its product RAS like family 10 member B (gene RASL10B). Bases 1 to 597 code for a protein of 198 amino acids. The record is from RefSeq and is a predicted model, not a curated record. Gene Ontology annotation, molecular function: GTP binding; GTPase activity. NCBI's taxonomy places the organism in Eukaryota, Metazoa, Chordata, Aves, Pelecaniformes, Ardeidae. The transcript has 4 exons.
AUGGUGGCAACGUUCAAGAUCGCCGUGCUGGGAGCCCAGGGCGUGGGCAAGAGUGCCAUAGUCCGGCAGUUCCUCUACAACGAGUUCAGCGAGGUCUGCGUGCCCACCACGGCCCGCCGCGUCUACCUGCCCGCUGUCGUCAUGAACGGCCACGUCCACGACCUGCAGAUCAUGGACUUCCCCCCCAUCACCGCCUUCCCCGUCAACACCCUGCAGGAGUGGGCGGACGUGUGUUGCAGGGGGCUCCGGAGCGUCCAUGCCUACAUCCUGGUCUAUGACAUCUGUUGCUUUGACAGCUUCGAGUACAUCAAAACCAUCCGCCAGCAGAUCCUGGAGACGAGGGUCAUCGGCACUUCGGAGACGCCCAUCAUCAUCGUGGGCAACAAGCGGGACCUGCAGCGGGGCCGGGUGAUCCCACGCUGGAACGUCUCCAACCUGGUGAAGAAGACGUGGAAGUGCGGCUACAUCGAGUGCUCGGCCAAGUACAACUGGCACAUCCUGCUGCUCUUCAGCGAGCUCCUGAAGAGCGUGGGCUGCGCCCGCUGCAAGCAUGUCCACACCACCAUCCGCUUCCAGGCCAAGGAAGGCUUCUCCUAA